CCUUCCACGAUAAAUCACCAUUUCUCCUCGAGUCUUUUCCCCAACAAUGCCUCCCAAUCCUCCAGAAGAGCCCUCCUACGGCUACGACCAGCACACCAUUCUCCCCUCGCCCACACCCUCGGCGUCCUCGAGUGGUGCCUCUCAAAACGCCCCCAAUCCCCAUCGCCAUGGUCCCUUCAGAGACCACGAAGCUGCCGCUCGAAACACCUCACAAUUCUCCCACAAUUCACACCACUCAGAUGGCCAGGCGUCUCGCAAGUCCAUAGCCUCGGACUUCAAGGGAUUCCAGCCACCUCCAGCUCCAAAAGUCCGCGAUGCCAUGGGCAACAGAGAGUCGUAUAUCUCGCUGUUUUCCGAUUAUUCGGCGAGAAUUGACAACGUCGAUGAUAUGGGAGCCCAGCCACAGCAUGUCAAGCUCGUUGACGACUCUCGCAGCGUUCCUCGCCACCAAAUAGCCAUAGAUAUGUCAGAUUUGACUUCAGAAGCUUCCUCUGUAAACUAUGGCAAGCUUCCCACAAUCGUCACCACGGCCCAGAAGGGUAGUCCAGAGGCCAAGGUUCUGCCAGACUACUCCUACGACACCAACAUCGAGGCAGCAGUCCCCCAAAGAUCGCCCAGAAGACCCAAAUCCGAAAUUAUCUCCCUGGGCCAGACACAGGCAUUGCACAAGGCCCUCGAGAGCACCAAGAAGGCCAAACAUAGGAAGCACAAGUCUGUGGCUUUGAGCGAUGAUUUGGACGAUUUGAUGAAAACUGCCAGCAAUUUGGAGUCUUUAGAAGGUGAGGACUUCUACACGGACGACGUCUCAAGUGGGAACAAUGACCCCAGGGACCCAGCAGAGGCAGUCAAGGCAGCUACAGCCUCUCCAGAAGACUCGGUUAUCACUAUCGUGAAGGCCAGAGAGGGCAAAAACUUGCCUCCAAGACCCUCGUUUGAGCACUUGAGAAGAGCCCGCGAAGUUAGCAACGCCCUUCAGGAAAAGGACUUGUACGAAUCGGGAAUCAAGGAGCCACACGAAGCACAGAAACCUGUCGAACCUGGGCCCGUUGAAGGUCGAAGCAGGCUGUUUGGUCUGGUCGACCCAAUCAUAGGCUAUAAGGGCCCGGGUGUGGACCCGUACCUGGGCCCAGGAAUCCAAAAGGACUUCAGCUACAAGGGCUUGACGUUCUCUGACGAAAGUGUCAAUCCUGUGACAAAGGUCCAAGAGAAAAUCGGCAAAGAAUUUCCCAAGAAAAAACUUGAGGACGAUAUCCCCCAUACCACAGAGCCAGUCAUUGCCAGCAGUUCCCCCAAUCCCGCUGAAACCGGUAACAGGGACUACGAGCCUAUUCCAGCGGCUGUGGAAACCUCGUCAAUUUCUUCCAAGCUUUCCAGCGAUUCACAUCUUCCAGACCAAUCCGCUGACGCAACCUAUGCACAAGACUUCAAUCCCACACCCUCACAGACACCCAACCCAAACGAACGUCACAAUUCUACCUCUUCUUUCUACCCAGAUAGCAGAAAAUAUUCCGCUGCCAGCAGCUACCACGUCAAAAACACUACUGGGCCUGCAACCAUUGGUGUCGAUCCAAAAACCACAAACGAUGAGGACGAAUACUACGACAUAGGCGAGCCUGUUAUUGUGCACAACCCAGCCAGAGUCAGAUCGGUCAAAGAUAGCACCACUAGACUCCCAACCCACAAGAGAACCAAGAGCAAAAGCAAAAAGGUUCGGGGUUCUCGGGCAUCUCGUGAGCUCAGACCCUUCAGCUACAGCACCUUGAUCAGCUUGUUGGAGAGCAUGAACGGAACCAUCAUAGGAGAAGAGUUCAGCCACUUGAACUUGCCCGUCAAGGAGAAGCAGUUGAUCGAGAAAAUCGUGGAUUCGUUGUCGAGAUUGACCCUGGACAUGGUCAUCGACGAGAACAGGUACGAGGUGGGCAUCCAGAGAUUGGAGAAGGCUUUGAGGGUGUUAGAAGGGUUCAUGUAGUCGGGUUUUUCAGUUCACUCCAAUAAUUUUCCAAUUUUCGCAGCCAAAAUGCAGCAACUUUAUCUUCGCUACAUACAUGCGGAGUUCACCAUUGCCAGGCAUUCAUCGGUCUAGCGUUGUAACAUAGUGAUUGUACAGUGGGCGUGACUACACUAGCGAUA
Messenger RNA from Suhomyces tanzawaensis NRRL Y-17324, 2130 nucleotides. RefSeq lists its product as uncharacterized. Lineage: Eukaryota; Fungi; Ascomycota; Pichiomycetes; Serinales; Debaryomycetaceae. The transcript has a single exon. The record is from RefSeq and is a predicted model, not a curated record. The coding region runs from base 47 to 1969 and encodes 640 amino acids.